GUGCAAAUCAGAUAAUUUGCGAAAUAGCUGGACAUGUCUGGAAAAGUCCUUAUGUAUUUAAUGUUAACGAAAUGCCAGAACGUUGUGAAUCAUUUUCAGUUGGUCAAUUUGCUUUUGACUGUAAUGAUGGUACUAAUUCUCAUGUAAUGGAAGGAGAUAAAAAUAUCAUAAGAAGCUUGACACAAAUUAACAAACCGGUUUACAUAAGCAUUGGGUUUGGAUUUUCUGAUGAUUGGGACUCAGUAUUGAGUCCCCCGGAUGCCAAUGUAUUCAAGAAAGAAUCAUUUGAUCCAUUAAUCAAUUUUUUAAAUACAUAUAAAAUCACCGGUAUUAUGAUUAAUUGUCGAGACCUAUAUGCUGGCAUAGAAAACUUUGCACAAAAAAUAUUUGACUUUGUCACUUCUAUUAAAAAAGAAAUUAAUCAAUUAAAAGUUGGAUUGGUUGUAGAUGGACCGGGCUAUUCACUUUAUCCAGAUAAAACACUUUUUGAUUUUACAAAAACAAAUAAAAUUUUGGAAUUUUAUGCAAUUGAUUUGGGGAAUUUAAACAUAUGCGAUGCAGAAGCAAAACAACUUGGCUUGAGUCCAGUAAAGUCCACUAGUCCAUCUAUGUGGACUAUAGAAUCAGUUAAUAAUGCUAUUAAUAAUUCAACUAUGGAUAAAUCAAAAAUAUACGCUAUGUUACAAGUAUCAGUUAUAAUUCCAAAAUCUCUUGUUGGCAAAGACAAAAAGCAACUUACAUCUUAUGCAAAAUAUUGUAGUAAUACCGAUUCUAAUUCAUGCCAAUGGUGUUCGAAUCCUUCACAACUUUCAUAUGAUCAAGGAGUUUAUGCAAAACAAAACUACAAAGGAAUUAUCUUACGACAGCUUGAUACAGAUGACUAUGGUUGCAAUUGUGAAUGUGGACAAUUUCCAGUAACAAACCAAAUUAUUAAUGGGUGGGAAUCAUGUACUUUUACAUCAUGUCCAAAACUAGAUUAAAAUUAACCAUUUUAAUUGACAAGUUGAGUAUAAAAAAAAAAAACUAUAAAGUUUCUCUCUAGAGUUAUAAUGAAGGUAUUCAACAAUAUUAUUACUAUACAUGAUUAUAAAUAUAUGCGUUUUGUAUUUAUAUUAAAUAAAUAUAGUUUUUUACUGCAU
Rhopalosiphum padi (bird cherry-oat aphid) is the source of this 1139-nucleotide messenger RNA. RefSeq lists its product as uncharacterized. The coding region runs from base 72 to 980 and encodes 302 amino acids. NCBI's taxonomy places the organism in Eukaryota, Metazoa, Arthropoda, Insecta, Hemiptera, Aphididae. The record is from RefSeq and is a predicted model, not a curated record. The transcript is spliced from 7 exons.